Messenger RNA from Eruca vesicaria subsp. sativa (arugula), 1584 nucleotides. Lineage: Eukaryota; Viridiplantae; Streptophyta; Magnoliopsida; Brassicales; Brassicaceae. The record is from the annotation of a GenBank genome assembly.
AUGGAGUUAUAUUAUAACUCAUUCUCCAAUUUCUUAACAGGCCGUGCAAUGGAACUCUUAAUGAUUCCAGGCAUGAGUUCGGUCCUCUUUUUCCUUUUAGCUUUUUCCCUUUUCUUUUUCUCCACCGCAAGAACUCGGAGGAACUCCAGCUAUGGCCUAGGUUCACUUCCGCCGGGUCCUCCGGCACUCCCACUGGUAGGAAAUAUAUUCCAAAUCGGGUUGAAUCCUCACCGUUCACUUGCUGUCUUUUCGAAAACGUACGGACCUAUAAUGAGCUUAAAGCUUGGAAGGUCAACCGCAGUGGUUAUAUCUUCACCAGAAGCAGCUAAAGAGGCACUUAAAACACACGACCCUGCCUUGUCUGCUCGAACCUUUAACGACCCGGUUCGAGCCUUUGAUCACCAUACACAUUCCGUUGUCUGGAUGCCUGCGUCGGAUCAUUGGAGGUUUCUGAGGAAGAUACUAGCGAAACAUAUGUUUUCACCAAAAACCCUAGACGGUAUUCAAUCUAUAAGGAUGAGAAAGGUGGAGGAACUUGUGAGCUUAGUAAACACAUAUUGCGAGAGAGGAGAGGCUAUUGACAUGGCUCGUGCUUACUUCGUCACAUCUUUCAAUAUAAUCUCAAAUGCUUUGUUUUCUGUUGAUUUGGCCACGUUUAACUCUAACUCUUCGUCUUUCAAAUUCUAUGAGACGGUCGUUCACAUUAUGGAGAUCUCCGGGAAAGCCAACGCAGGAGACUAUUUCAGGUUUCUGAGGUUUCUUGAUUUACAAGGUAUCCGAAAAGAAGCGACGCUAUGCAUGGAGAAGCUAUUUAGGGUUUUCCAAGAAUUCAUCGACGAUCGUGUGGCCAAAAGAUUGUCUCAGACAGAGGCUUCGACGACUACUGAUAUUCUAGAUUCCCUUCUUGACAUUACACAGCAAAACCAAGAAGAAUUCACCAUGAAGGAUAUGAAGCACUUGUUAUUCGACAUGUUUGUUGCGGGCACGGAUACAAACGCUAGUACCAUGGAGUGGGUAAUGACUGAGUUACUCCGUAACCCGGAGAAGAUGGUGAGAGCUCAGAGUGAGAUACGGCAAGUGAUAGGUGAAGACGGUGUCCUUGGGGAAUCUGAUAUCCCCAAGCUGUCUUACUUGCAAGCAAUUGUGAAAGAGACUCUUCGUUUGCAUCCUCCACUACCUAUAAUCCCACGAAAAUCUGAAUCUGAUGUCCAAAUCUUAGGUUUCCUCGUUCCAAGGAACACCCAGGUUCUCGUGAACCUUUGGGCGAUGGGACAAGACUCAAGCGUGUGGGAGAAUCCAAUGAAGUUCGAGCCAGAGAGGUUCUUGUCACGAGAAAUCGAUGUAAGAGGCAAAGAUUUUGAGCUGAUACCGUUUGGGUCAGGACGAAAAAUGUGUCCAGGAAUCUCAAUGGCAUUGACGACAAUGCAUAUGGUGCUUGCCUCUCUUCUCUAUUCCUAUGAUUGGAAACUUCAAAACGGUGUCAUCCCUGGAGAUAUGGACAUGAGUGAGCUCUCUGGUCUUACUUUACAUAAAGCCAAGCCUCUUUAUGGUGUACCUAUCAAGAAACCUACAGUAUCUGUUUAA